Molecule: messenger RNA, 1345 nt
Organism: Oldenlandia corymbosa var. corymbosa
Lineage: Eukaryota; Viridiplantae; Streptophyta; Magnoliopsida; Gentianales; Rubiaceae
Source: the annotation of a GenBank genome assembly
GGGGAGGGGUAUUAUUAAUUUACCAUUUCUUCUCUACGGGGUUUAAUUGAAAAUCUCUCUCUCUCUCUCACACACACACAGACACACGCUAUGGCGGCAACUCAAAGUUCGACUUUCUCAUCUCCGGCAUCGCGGUCGUCGGCCCUCUCCGGUCGUUUCCCUACCGUCAAACAGGUUUGUUUGUGUGAUUGGUGGCUCGUCAAAGCUGAUGAUUCGAGUUCAAAUUCUAUAAGAUUAGGUGUCGCUGGCAUAAAUUUGGAAAACAGUCUAGGAAGAAGGAUUUUUCAUUCUGCUGCCAUUCUGAAAAGGCAUAGUGCCGUUACUCUUGAGACUCUGGAUGGCAUUGUUGUCAACAUCUCUGGAUCAAUAAAUAAAUAUCAAACGCUUCAAAAUGGCUUCCCCCCAGAGGUUUGUAAUCAUUUCCUCAUUGGAUUUCCUUAUUACUGGGAGCAAUACGCAAAUCAAGUGUUGAAAUCAUCUGAUGGUGCUGUUUCUCAAGGGUUGUCUAACUUGACUGGAGUUGUUCUACCUGUGGAUGGCUCAAAUACCUUUUCGCCUGGAUCCAUUGAUGAUCUUCCAGGGUCGCUAUUACGUGAAUUCUCUCUUUCGCUAACAGGAGAUUCUGCAAACUUUGGUCUAAGCAAGAAUAUAGUUUGCGAUAUAUUACAGAAAUAUGGCAACAGGGCCAACGACGACGAGAAUGACGCAAUAGUGGCAGGAAGUUCUUCAGACCAAAGCACUAGUGAUGAAAGUGCGGCUCAGCAAAACCACAGAGGUGAAGACAUUUCGUCUGUAACUGAAACUCAAAGGAAGAUGUUGCAUAAAACUGCAGUUAAAGAAAGAAUUGGGUUCGGGUCUAAUGCCUCGAGAAAGGGUCCUUUAACAAGAAGUAUGUCUCAUUCGAAAACUAAAAGGAAAAAGGAGAAGACUGUUUUAACAAGAUCAUUACUUUCAGAACAUUCACCUAAGAUGGGAUUUAAGGGUUGGGCUGCUGGAAAAGCUGUUUCCGAUGGGACUUUGGUAACCAGAAGGUUGAACUUAAGAAACCGUUCUGUGGAACUUAUCUAUGGACUCUGAAUCGCUCCUUAGGGUUUAUGCUUCUCCACAAUGCUGUUAAAGAAGUCGAAUUGAUGGCAUAAACCUGGAACUCUAACAAAGAUUUCAAUGUUCUGCGAGUUAACUUCUGAUCAUGAAUGUAACUGAUACUAUCAUGUAAAAGUAAUCACUGUUACUUUGUGAAAGAAUGAAGUUGCCCUUUUGCUGGCCUUACCCAAUUUUUUUUGCUCUUUCUGGUGGAAGUGAUUAAAUCAUCGAGUGUCAAAUCACAUUUUUGUUUUACUACCAG